AAGGCCACAGCAGGAGAUGGUUGUUUUAUGCCUGAUCCUUUCCAAUAUAUUUGUUAUGUUUUUACACUGCUCGUCACUUAUGUAUGCAAUCUGCCCGAGGCUAGCAUGAUCGCUGCAGUCAGUAAAAAUUCAUCCCCUCUGACUAUGGCAAUACAAGAGCAAUUUGGUGAUGGGAUUCUCCACCCAUACAUUACAACUCAUUCCAAAGCUGUCAAUCUGUCGGGAGUUCACAUGCCAUACUGGCGUGAUUGGCUGUUCACAUGUCUGUCUGUCUUCCUCGCUGGUGAAGUCCUGCAUACUGGCCAUAAAAUUUUCACCAACCAUCCGCUCAAAUGGAUCAAGGAGGCCAUAGGAACUUAUGAGCUCAAUACUCGCUUCAUAAUCCAGCAUAAAUGUUUCAGAAUGUGCCACUUCAUGAAAGGCAUCACGCAUGUGAAGCAAAUGACAGGCCACGAGCACAGAGACAUUCAAUGCGCUAUUGUUGCCUCAAUUGCAGGUGCUGCUUCACCCAGAUUUGUUCACGCAAUCUGUGUCCUCGUGGACUUCAUUUACCUCGCCCAGAAUCCAGUC
Messenger RNA from Suillus clintonianus, 570 nucleotides. RefSeq lists its product as uncharacterized. The annotation marks the transcript as partial. The transcript is spliced from 2 exons. Lineage: Eukaryota; Fungi; Basidiomycota; Agaricomycetes; Boletales; Suillaceae. The record is from RefSeq and is a predicted model, not a curated record.